Messenger RNA from Monopterus albus (swamp eel), 2379 nucleotides. RefSeq names its product acyl-CoA dehydrogenase family member 11. Gene Ontology annotation, molecular function: acyl-CoA dehydrogenase activity. Bases 141 to 2048 code for a protein of 635 amino acids. Lineage: Eukaryota; Metazoa; Chordata; Actinopteri; Synbranchiformes; Synbranchidae. The record is from RefSeq and is a predicted model, not a curated record. The transcript is spliced from 15 exons.
AGGGCUUUUCUUUUGCAGGCGAAAUGUUGCAGUUGUGGUGAAUGUAAACACUGCUGUGCUGGACCGAAGGUUGUUGGCAUUUUAAGUUUGUAAGUCUGACGUGAAGAUAAUUCAGUCUGCAGAUCUUGUCAGUGUCAGUCAUGUCAUUGUACUCUGCCCUCCUGAGCCACCGUGUAGCUGCAGGCUGCUGCCGGGUGUGGUGUGCUGUUCCUCGACCGCUCCUCCACAUCAGAUCAGCCAGCGUAACUGAGCCGGGCACAAGAAGAUCUGAGGAGGGGCAGCUCUGGGAGGCAGCAAGCUACUUGCCGUACUCCAGAGCCAGGAUAGGAUCUUUCUUUCAGGAAAUCCCAGUGCUGAAGAACCCAUUUCUAGAGGAUGCCUUGCUCAACGGAUACCUAAGGAGACACCUGCCCCAGGCGGAAGUUCUUUCAGACCUAUGUGCAUUUGGAGAGCGUGUGGUGAAAGAGGUGGACAGGUGGGGCAGAGAGUGUGAGGUUACUCCUCCACAGUUGGUGCAAUUUGACCCCUGGGGUCACAGAGUGGACCACAUUGUCACCUCCCCAGCCUGGAAGCGCAUGAAACAACUGGUAGCACAGGAAGGAAUGGUUGCCAUUGGCUAUGAGAGGCCAUUUGGGGAGUGGAGUCGUGUGUACCAAAUGAGCAAGGUGUACAUCUUCAGUCCCUCAUCUGGUUUAUCCACCUGUCCUCUGGCCAUGACUGAUGGAGCUGCAAAAGUCAUCCAGUCCAUAGGUGUUUCAUGGCCAGUAGAUGAAGCCUUCAGUCGUUUGACCACCCGUCAGCCUGAACGUUUCUGGACAUCUGGACAGUGGAUGACAGAAAGACAGGGAGGAUCUGAUGUUGCCUCUGGUACAGAGACAGUGGCUGUUCCUCAAACAGAUGGUUCAUACAAACUACACGGCUUCAAGUGGUUCACCUCUGCUACAGAUGCAGACAUGACUCUCACACUGGCCAGAGUGCAGGACAGAACGGGUGCAACCACACCAGGUAGCAAGGGUUUGUCUCUGUUCUAUGCAGAGGUGAAUCGAGACAAAGAUGGCCGACUGAAGGGUAUAGAGGUUCAGAGACUGAAGGACAAACUGGGCACAAGACCGGUGCCGACUGCUGAGUUACUCCUGGAUGGCCUGUCAGCACACAGGCUAUCAGAGGAAGGGAGAGGUGUUGCCGCCAUAGCGAACAUGUUGACUAUAACGAGGAUCCACAAUGCCGUCUGUGCAGUAGCUUCAAUGAGAAGGGUGCUCCAGUUAGCUCGUGACUAUGCCACUCGUCGCACUGCUUUUGGAAAGCUUCUUAAAGACCACCCACUGCACAUGCAGACUCUUGCUAGGAUGGAGGUGGAGACUCGUGGAGCGUUCCUUCUGGUGAUGGAUGUGUGUCGUCUCUUGGGCCGAGAGGAAAGUGGUAUGGCAACCCAGCUUGAUGCACACCUUUUACGUCUGCUCACACCUAUGGUCAAACUGUACACUGGGAAGCAGGCAUUGGCUGUGGUGUCGGAGGGUUUGGAAAGCUUUGGUGGUCAGGGCUACAUUGAAGACACCGGGUUGCCUGUAAUACUUCGUGAUUCGCAGGUGUUGAGUAUAUGGGAAGGAACGACAAAUAUUCUGUCUCUGGAUAUACUGCGCUGUGUGGCUCAUAGCUCAGGAAUGGUUCUUCACGCAUACUUCACCCAUACCAAGUCCCUGCUUGCAGGUGCAUCAGGUGUUUCCUCAUUGGCUCCAGCUGUGAAAGCAGUAGAUGGUGCUCUCUCUGAACUGCAAGCGUUUGUUCAGCUAGCAGCUACCAGAGCACCUGGCUACCUGGAGCUGGCAGCCAGAGACCUGGCCUACAGCCUGGCCCGCAUCUACACUGGUUCCCUGCUAAUUGACCAUGCAUGUUGGAAAGGAGCCUCCUCAUCUGACACCUACGCAGCUCUCAGGUGGUGUGAACAGGACUUGUGUCCUGUGGUGUCUAAACAGGCGAUAGGCUGCUACGAUCCCAGCACUCCCCCGCUUGAUACUGCGCUGGUGUAUGACCAGCCAACCCAAGGCUGAACAGUCACUCAAAAUGGAUAAACCCGACAACUGAUUUGCCAUUGUUGAGCCUCACUUCAGUUCAGUGACACAUCAAAUUAUUGUAUCUCACAUUUUUAAAAAAUAAUAAAGUUUUUUUUUUAGAUGACAGAGACCAUGUUUUAAUGAAAAAUGACAGUCCAGUUGUGAAUAAGCUCAGCUGUGGAACUGGAAAAUUAGUUUCUAAUACAGUGUAGUUCCCUCUGUGUGAAGAGGUUUUUGUUAUCCGCAGUAAAUGCUGAACUAUGAAGCCCAUAGUUGAAAAGGAAAUUAUCGAGAUAGUGAACAAAUGUGGUAAUAAAUCAUCCAGUGA